AAGCAGCUCACAUGCUGCCAUCACAUCAGAGUGGAAUAGACCGCUGCGUGCGCACUGCUGAUUCUGCUGACACGCUCUGCCUUCUCGUCCCCUACCUGACGUUUCUGCAUGAGAAAGAGCUGCCUGUGCUUGAGGUCUCAGCAGUCUGGCGUUGUGGAUGGUUUGUCUACCUCUAAUCCAAACCAAAAGAGAUUCUGUUGGCUCAGAGCCUGUGAAUGAGAGCCUAAAGCAAGCCGAGUAAAGGUGCACACACAGAGUUGAUUAAAAUGGGGGCUGUGAUCCCGAUGCUCCUUUCUGGAAUAUGGCAGCUAUUUCUGUGGCCAUGCCGGAUGUGAAAGCCCCACAAUGUGAGUACUCCCCAGCAGGCUCUCCUGCAGGCUGCAGCAUGGACUUGUCCAUGGACCUGUCCGUCCUCAGCUCCCCACUGUCUGCUUUCCCUCAUCAUGGCGUGCCCCCCUUCCCUGCCCAGGAUGUAGCUCCAGGCCACUGCAACAACAACAAUGGCCUGCUCAGCAACCUGGGGGUCUACUGCUCCACCAGCAGUAUGCAUCCCCUUAAACAGCCUGAUGGCCAGUCUGGCUACGGGGCGAUGUGCUUUCCACAGGGCUACGUGAACACCGGCGGCACCCGGCUUUACCGCAGCCUGGAAAACCUGCACUGGGCUGCCGUGUCCGAUCCCAAUGCGUAUCCUUAUAGGAGCGUGGACAGUGAGCUUAUACUUCACUGCACUUCAAGCAGCCACUGGUACGACGGACCUCCUCAGGGACCGCAGGUUUACGGCUUAAUGCCUUCCCAUGAAGGCAUGGAAAUCUACGGCCGCCAAGGAGUGGUGAGGAAGGAUAUACCGCCUUUCCCACAAUGGCUUUUACCUGCGGUUGAGGACUGGGGCAUGAACGGAAAUGCUCGGAAGGGUCUUCGAGACAAGCUGCGGCUCCAGAGCACACGUGUGACGGAGCCUCACAAGCCCUUACGUCCUCAACCUGUGCUUGGUAAUGCACCUUCUCCGCUGUAUCCGUGCGAUCAGGACGUAGCGGUUCGGCCAUCAUUGCACAGGAAUGUACAGCAAGAGUUGAGUGCCCGUCGCAUCACCAGUCCCGAGGAGAUCAAACAGGAAGCACUCCGACGACUGCAGCUCCGAAGGCAACGAAGCACCCCUAACUUGACACUGAACUCUAGACAGGAGUCUAGUACCAUGAGUAAAGCUCAUACGGCAGAUCCCAUCUGCACUAACUCUGCCCAGUCGACCCCUGAGAGGAAAAGACCCCAGAUGGGCCGCCUGCACAUACCUACAUUUGAGGAGUUUAAGAGAAUGAGACAAAAGGAGGGCAUUAAAAACCACAGGUCCUCUGAAAUGGAGAGUAACGACAAGCAUAGAGAGGAAAGAAUACAGACAGAGGAAACGCAAAGUGCUGAAAGGACUGACAUUGACGUCAACACAGCUCAGGAUUCGAACCACAGCGGAGCGGAGACGUCUGAGCCCAGUUCCACCGCAGAGGUCCCAGGAGGACCCAUCUGCACAGGCCCAGUUGCUCGCUCUCCAUUACACCCUCAAGCUGCUACAGGAAGAGGCAAGGAGACAAAGGGCCCAGCAGGCCCUGGGGCCACAGAUGUAGCUGUUCUCCCCUUCCCGCCCCGCAGGGAGAGUGGCGAUGGCCCAUCCAGCUGCUGCCCGGCAAUCCUUCUGGACGGAACUGACCUUUCCAGCUAUGGAGCCAAAAUCUACAAAAUGAGGGAUGGCUUCCUGGGAUCCGCCCUGGACCUUAUUAAAAAAAGCUGCAGUGCAGAGAUUGCAGCCGAGUCUCCUGUCCGAUUGUCUCGUGAGCAGAAUGACGUCACUGACAUCACCGCUCCCCAGCCCAGCCAUCAGUCUGCCCAAGUUGCCAUGACAACGUCGGCCUGCGGAGAGGAGGCUUGCAUAGAGCCCGUGGGACAACUGGGGAAAGCAGCGACAGAAUGCGUUUCUGGGGCGGGCUGCAGACGCUCCAGCUCGGACGCGGCCUAUGAACUGGCUGAGUCAGUGAGGGCCCAGCGUGAGUGCCGCCUGCGGCCCCACUACAGCGACCCCAUGCCUGCAGACGCCACCAAGCGUAAGCAGUUAGAGAUGAAGAUCGCCGCCGCGGCACGUUUGCACAUUCACCGCAGAGACAGGGACAGUGGUAAGACUCUUUCAGCUGCACUAAGCUUUGCUCACAGUUCUUGCUGUAAGUAAUCUUAACUCGUGUCCUAGAUUUGUACUGACAGCGGUGUCGUGGGCUUGAGCGAUGAGCGUGAAGAUGAGGAAGAGCCCCGUCGCCCCCGCCACAGUGCCGGAGCUGAGGUAGAACGUGCGGACAGCGGCAUCGGCCCUGGACUGGCUCGGGGCUGGAGGAGACCCUCACCGUUCCUCAGGGCCUGGGACGCUCAGCAGCCCUGUCCCGACUGUGGACACAAAGAGGGGGUCCGCGAGGAAGGCAUGUGUGAACGCUGCUCCAAGCUACGCACAGAGCGCAAAGAGGCCAUCCUAGAGUUUCUCAACACUGAGUCGAGUUAUGGAGAGGACCUGCGCAUCAUCAAGGAAGAGUUUUACUGCCCCAUGCAGAGUGCAGGGCUGCUCACAGCAGAGCAGCUGGCCGUGGUCUUCGGCAACGUUCAAGAGCUCAUUGAUGUCAAUGACAGGUUCACAGAGCACCUGCAGGACAGCAUUGAUCAGGCUUUUGAUCAGGGCGAUGAGGACCUGCAGACUGUGUGCAUUGGAGAAAUCUUCUUGGAGUUUGUCAACAUGCUUCCAGCGUUUCAGACCUACUGCCUGCAGCAGUCCAUAUCUGUGAACAUGCUCAACACACUGGAGAAAGAAAAAGAGCUUCUUAGGAUAUUCCUCGAUGUGUCCCAGAAUGACAACACAGCACUCAGGCGCAUGAACCUGCGCUCCUUCCUCAUGGCGCCACUUCAGCGUGUGACCAAGUACCCAUUACUGCUAAGUCGCAUCAGCAAGGUCACCAACGAAUGUCACCCAGACUACUCCCGCUUAAAAGAGGCCAAGAGCCGCGUGGAGUCCCAUCUAGAGCACAUCAACAUGAAGACCAAACAGGAGGGGACCGCCACAUGGUCCUUGCGCUCUUUCCGGCGCGACAGUCGCAAGAACCGAGAAGUCAUCAACAUUGAGAUGAGAGAGCUGUCGAUGAAGACGGUGGGCUGGACGCGAGAGAGCACGCGCUUCAUCAUGGAGGGGCCACUCCAGUUGGCGCAGCCCGCCGAUGGCCAGUGGCUUAAGAAGGGAAGCAAAUCCCUCAAAUUCCAGAACGUUCAGAGUUUACUCAUGGUACGCACCCUGCGCAAUGCAGACACGGUGACUGAAGGGAGUCUGGAGACCUCAGAGACGGUGCAGGACGGUGUACUGGUGCUCAUCAAGGACAAGAGCAGCGGGAAGUUCACUGUGUUACGGGAGCCAAUCCAUCUGGCGAACUGCGUGGUGUCCGCCGACGCCGACUGUGAAGACACCUUCGAGGUGCUGGACAUCCGACGCGAGGCCUUCGUUUUCCGUGCCUCCGACAAACCUCGCACUCAGCAGUGGUUUCGUCAGAUCAAGAGAUACGCUUGUGAUUUGGGAUCCUGGAGAAAGAGACGCAACGCUCUCCCAAAUAUCAUGAUUAACACAACCCAGAGCCGGUCCUGAGACUGAGCCCUUAGCAACACAUCCCUCAUCCCUUCCCAGCAUAACUCUGAUGUAAAUAAUAAUAAUAAAAAAAAUCAAUAUUUUGUUGAGCGAACAGUAUUUGUGUGGGGGAACCGUAUCAAAGUAGAUGUUUCUCCACCACCGGACUAUUACAUUGCAAGGUUUUACUGUGAUUUGACUGAAUAUUAAUAUAGACUGCAAGAGGGCACUUUGUAUGAGUGGAAAGCAAGUAAAUGACAUUUGGGAAGAGGAAAAAUCCAGUCAAGCAAAAAGUAAUGCCCUUUGGCAUACCAAAAUGAGGGCCUUGUUAGGCACCUCACUGCUGCACUUGUAAAACACUGAUUGUACGACCAGUUUUCUACUGAGAAGAAAUGUUCUCAGUUGUGAAGAGGUAUUUGUGAUAAGCAUGAGGGAACAUGUUUGUGAUUGGAUGGACUUUAUGUGGACUUUUUAGUAUGCACAAGAGAGUGGAAACCUGUGUUUUGUGUGAAGACUGAGGUAAAGCUGAUUUGUUUUCAGAUAAUUGUAAUUCCCUCUUCCCCUCUCUCUCUUCCAUUAGCAUCUUUCCCCACUGCCAUUCAGGAGCAGUUCUCAUUUUUGUAUCACUGUGCUGGUUUACAAAACAGCAAUAAUCUUUAUUGUAUUAUGUAGCAGCAGUCGAGCUGUUUUUAUUCACAGGUACCCAUAUUCUUGUGAUCGGUGAUGUAACAAACAUUUUUUGGUGUUUUCUCCACAGUCUAAUGAGGGUGUAGCAUCAAGUAUUAUGAUCAUUGCCACAUUAAUGGUUGUGCUGAAACCAUCUGUGGCUAUACACCAAAUCUUCAAAUAGAAAAAAUGUCAAUUGGAUGUUUCCCCCCAAAAUGAUGUAGCUUAAAUUACAAUUUUGGUUUACUUUGUGAUCUCUGAGGGGGAGAAAAUAUGUGCCUUUGUUUCUUUGAUACUGAAUGAGUCCUUAGUACUAUUUUGUUCAAGUUUUUCCUCUCCUUUUACCCACGAAUCAGGCCUUAUGUCAAAUUGAGAAACAGAUGUAUAAUUUUUCAGUAGCUGCUAUCAUAUUCUGACUUCCCAUUGAUAUACAGACUGUGCUUUAUGACAACUCGUUAAAUGUUUUUGUUUGAUGCACUUUAAUAUGAAGGUCCUAAAACUGGAGCGAGGACGUUGUUCUGCAGUUUACAAAGCUUUAUUGUACUUUGUUUUAAAGAUUGUUUUAGCUUUAAGAGAAAAAGAACCACAGUUGACUUCAGCAAUAGCAAUCAAUCAGUCAUUCUGGUCUCUCUGUAUGUAUAAACUCAAUACUGAUGGAUAGAAAUUGUCAAUAUCACUGGAUUUAGGUGUUUAGGUUUCAACAUGAAUAUUUACUGUUUUUACCGAUGGCACUGAUACUGUUAGAAAUAUCAUACUGUAGCUUCCACAUUACACAACGAAAAGAGUUGAACCUGCCAGGACUGAGAGCUGAGACCAGUCAAGCUGAUAAAUACUUUUUUCCGUUCUUAAAAAUCCUAAUUUAAUAUUUUUUUCGGUUGUGUAAAAUAUUGUGAAUUACAAUUAAAAAUGACGAGUAUCCAUCUCUCUCAACUGACUCCAUAUUUUCUGAGAACAUUAUUCCCAGUGUGAAUCUUUAUUACAUAACAUUAGUGAACAAGCGAAUGUUUUCCCAGUGAAAAGCGAAAGUCGAAACACCACAUGUGACACAGGC
Messenger RNA from Sinocyclocheilus anshuiensis, 5348 nucleotides. It is a transcript of the gene arhgef49, whose product is annotated as Rho guanine nucleotide exchange factor 49. Gene Ontology annotation, biological process: positive regulation of Rho protein signal transduction. Gene Ontology annotation, molecular function: guanyl-nucleotide exchange factor activity. The record is from RefSeq and is a predicted model, not a curated record. The transcript has 8 exons. Lineage: Eukaryota; Metazoa; Chordata; Actinopteri; Cypriniformes; Cyprinidae.